AUGGGUCCAGAACGCCUGGAUGUCUUGACAAGCACAAAUGCGGGAUCUUCAGAGGACUUUUCAAGCGGAAGCCCUCUACUUAGCCAAAAGAGGUUGGCGUGCUCAAAUUGUCGACGUCGGCGCAAGAAAUGCGACAUGGGUUAUCCAUGUGCCAGCUGUGUGAAGAUGAAACUCGACUGUAACGUGAAUAUGGACGACAUGCGCAAGAAGCGGUACGCCGCAGGCUAUGUAAAAUCAUUGGAGGCACACGUUGCGUACCUAGAAACCAGGCUGAAGAACUUGGACGCCGCGAAAAUCAGCGGAACAAGUUCUCUCGGAACCAGCGAGCCGACCUUACUAAUCAGUACGGAUGGGAAGGAAAGAAGACUGUCUGACGGAGCAGCGCCUUUUAGCAGCAGCGUGGGCCAAUCCUUUCGCGGCGGUGAUAACAGCUCGAGCUUCAACGCGUCAGAGAAUGAUAUAUUGCGUAGGAAGCGCUUUGUCAAAGGUAGCAUCUACCCUGAGGGACCGGCAAGUUACAAGCCACAGAGAAGGGAGCCUGCAAUUUCUAAGCCUCAGAAUCGUAUCGCGGACCUGAAAACUACAGUGAUCGUACGGAGACACCAAGAUAGCAGUGAGACCUUAAACACGGACAAGAACAUACUAGGGAGUCUUUCCGCGUUUUAUAAGUGGCUCUACCCCGGACCUUUUGUGUUCGUCCACCGAGAAAGUUUUCUCUAUGGGUUCUUCAACCACAGCGAAGAUAACUACGAAAACUCACAAUACUGUUCCGAGGAACUUGUGUACGCCGUUGCUUCAGUUGGAUCGCGACUGGUGCCUGGGCUGCGGUCUCUGUCAGAGGGCUACUACCAGAAAGCAAAGGGGAAACUACUCAGUAUAGUAUUCGAUGAGCACAGCACGGCAAAAAUCACCACAGUUCAGGCGCUGCUAUGUCUAGCAUUCUGCGAGCUAGGAAAAGGCAACAACCAGCUGGCAUGGUACUUCUCAGGCCUAGCAAUUCGAGUCGGAUACGACAUGGGGUUCCAGCUGGACCCAAAAGUCUGGGUGACCGAUGACGCCAGUUCCAGCGAGCUCUCGCAGAGCGAGCUCGAGAUCAGGAGCCGUAUUUACUGGGGCUGCUACAUCGCCGACCAUUUCAUAUGUCUUCUUCUAGGCCGCACGUCCACGCUGAGCGUUUCAAACUCAACCGUCCCUGAGAGUGACGAGCUGCCCGAAGUGGACGGCACAGGCGAGUUUCGCUUCAACAGCAAGCACGUUCUUCAGGUGUCGCUGCCGCUGAAGAAUCUCGUAAUUCUAUCGAGAAUUGUGCAGGUGUUUACGGCCAAAAUUUUUAUUGAAUCGGGCUCCACAGCGCAGCGCAUCGGAUACCUUACAAGGUUCAAUAUCAAGGUCUACAACUGGCGGCAGUCGCUGCCGCAGUUUUUGAAGUGGUCCAAGAACUCCAUCAAAGACACGGACUGGUCCACGGACCCGACCAUCUCCUACUUCUGGUACCAUUACUACAUCGUGCUGCUCACCUUCAACAAGCCCUUCAUGGAGGACUGUGAGGAGUCCAAAAUCCUGGUUCUGGAGGUCUUGGGGGAACUGCACACCCUACUGUCGAACUUUAGGGUGCGCUUCGGCAGCGUCGACACCGCCAGCAUAUAUCAGCUCUACAGUUGCCUGCUCGCAGUCACGUGCCUAAAAAAGCUCACCAAGAUGUCGCUCGAUGGCCAGCCGGCGAGCGUGCUUGCAUCCCUGGACCGCGACCUGCGCUUCUAUACCGAUUUGUUCCACGAGUUUCACCUGACUUACGGCCUGCCCCAGCGUCUGCAAGACGAGCCAGACCUACAUGUUGUGGACCAACUCAACACGCUUGCCUACACGCACGACUUUUCGCUAAGUGACGAGAUCGAUGAUCUCAUCAAGCAGGUCUUUGGCUUCGAUACCUGGACCAUUAACCCCAGCCAUACCGUCUAG
Molecule: messenger RNA, 1959 nt
Organism: Lachancea thermotolerans CBS 6340
Lineage: Eukaryota; Fungi; Ascomycota; Saccharomycetes; Saccharomycetales; Saccharomycetaceae
Gene: TEA1
Product: Tea1p
Exons: 1
Coding region: 1-1959 (652 amino acids)
Biological process (GO): regulation of DNA-templated transcription; DNA-templated transcription
Molecular function (GO): DNA-binding transcription factor activity, RNA polymerase II-specific; zinc ion binding; DNA binding
Source: RefSeq, a predicted model, not a curated record